AACCCGCCCAUUACCAUUCUUAAAUACUUGUACACCGAGUAUAUGACUAUCUUAACCAAAUACUUCUCAUUUGUUAUGUGUGUAGUACCAACUUCUUGCCACAAUUGAUUUAAAAAAUAAAAAGAAUUUCAUGCAUUUACGUCCAUCAUUUAUCCAAGCCCAUAAACAAACUUUGUUAGUCCAGGCCAUUUAUGCUAGGCCCAAUCCAAACCAAUUGAAAUGGACCUAACAUACUCUUUGGAAGUCCACUGCGCCACCAGUUUAAAUUUCGUGCCAAAAGUUUCGUCUUCCCAAGGCUCUUCGUUGUUUACUGCGCCAAUUAGCAUUAGCAACACUAAUAAGUUAUAAGUACUAACGACUAGUAACCUACUUUCCACCUUUCAAAAUUUCAAACCCCCAUUGUUUGUUCCCCAAUUUCCCCACCUCAGAAGAAGCAAGAAUCUCCAUCUCCGAUGGCGACGACCGAGCAACAACAGCUCAAGCACCAACGUCUCCGCGAUCAGGAUCGAGAAGUUCAAGAAGAACAAGAACGAGACGACGAUUAUAAUGUAGGCGGCGAGCGAUCAGAAUCCGAUUCAUCCGACCUAGACUGCUGCGAUUCGGACUCCGAUUCCAGUUGCAGCACUCUGGACGAGACCAAUCGCAAGCUCUCUUCCCUUUCCAUAAGGAAGAAAUCUCGGACACGCCUUGCGAGAGAAUAUGGAGUGGAAGGGAACGCUGGGGAGAUUGAGGUGAAUGGGGACGUGGUUGCUAAAUUGGUGGAAGCUGGGGAGGUUGAGAAGCUGAAACUAGACCAAUGUAAAGCUUACUUGAGGAAGCAUGGACUGCGAUUGAGUGGCUGCAAAAGCACACUCAUUCAGCGCAUUAAGGAGCAUCAAGAGAUUUCUGGUGGUAGAGGGGAGGAAAAGUAUCCCCUGUCCAGCUUUGUGGUAAAUUGUAAAGGUGACGCAUGCAUGGGUGAUAUUGUUUUGUUUGAACAAAAUGUAUAUGACAUGUAUAAUGUUGCAUCACGGAGUGCCACUGGUCCUCCCUGUGGCAAGAGAACUGUUGCAGGGAAAAUUGUGAAAGAGAGCUACGGUGCAGCUAAGCAACAACAUACUUUUACGGUGGAGGUCCUGUGGAGCAAAGGCGAAAAGCCACUCCCUCCACUUCAUCCCCUCCUCAUUAAAGGUCGGAAUUUGUACAGAUUGAAGACCUUGAGACAGAAAUGGAAAGAUGAAGAAGAACGGACUAGAGUUCUGAUGGAAAAGCACUCAAGGGGCUCUCUUGCUAGAUCUGAUAGAGAAAUCAGAAUCGGAGUGAAAGACAAGAAGAAACAAAUAGUGAAAAAGGGAAGGGUCUCGAGGAAGAAUCCAAAUGAGAACCACCCUGAUUCAGUAAUGGUGGAUUUGACAGUCCAACAUUCUAGUGUAGUUGCUAACUCAGAAGCUAUGGCAACUCUUGGAAAAAAUUCUGGGAAGGGAACAAAUCAAGAUCUGACAUUGGCAGCAUCCAUCCAACCUCCACGUUUUCGAGCAGCCACUCAUGCAGCUCACAUGGGAGUCAAACCUGAGAAGGCUACAGUUCUACACCCUAAUUCAGGACAGUCCAAUGGCAAUGACACUAUUGUUAAGGAAGAAAGUAGUAGACAUCAGAACUCAUAUUACCCUCAAGAAGAUUCAAUCCGGCAUCAAAACUCCAGGGUAUCUCCUCCCAAGUCAAGGAAGGUAUUACCUCAAGCUGGCAUGCCGAGGAACCAAACCCAGAAGCAUGAAAGUUACAGGCGAGAUCAAGUUCCUCUAGACUCCAUGAUGUAUUCUGAUGUUUUCAGCAUGCAGAGGAAUUACGACCGUUCUUGUUUUGAUAAGUAUCAACACAUGAGUUUUAGGAGGGAAAUGUCCCCGGUUAAAAACUAUGACAGGAGCUUCAGGAGGGAACUGUCGGCUGCAAACUAUAACAGACAACCUUUUUCACUACUGGAUAAUGGCCUUCCACGAAUGCCGUACCAUGGACAACGAAUCAACCGUAAACUAGAACUAUGUAAGUACUAUGCUAGGGGAAGAUGCUAUUUUGGAGAUGAUUGCAAAUUCUCACACCAGCGAGAAGAGGUGCCAUAUGGUCAUAGGGGUGAAGUUAGGGAGCAACAUUAUGACGGAAGACUAUAUUCAUGAGAUCGUUGCUAGUUGACAAUGGGAUCGAUGUGAGUUCAGGGUCACACCAGCUGAACUUGGCGAUUUGUAUUGACUAUUAUCUUCUUUCCUUUUCAUUCAAUUUUGACUGAUUUUGCAAAAGUUGAAGUCCAUUUGUACCAAUUCUCUGUUGCAUGAAUGCAACUGAUUUUGUUGUUGGGUAUCCCAUCUUUUUGAAGAUUUUAGUGAUGAUGAGUUUGAGAGGUGCUUGGACUUUGGAGACAAUUCGCAAAUGCAUAUUCUAGAAGUUUUUUACAUUAUAUAUAGUUGUUCUCAGAUUUGGCCUACAUUAGUCAUAUUCUUUGUUUUCUUCUGAUCACAGGUUGAACCACCUACUUCAGUCCUUUCUUUUGAAUUGAAACAUUCCUAUGAAUUCCUUACUUACCUUGCCCUUCAAGUGUGUCUGGAUUGCUUUGUCGAUUCCCACCAUUUCUUGAGCAACUCUGGUAAGUGGUAAGUGGUAACCAUAUCCUUUUUGGUUGCGUGAUUUGCCUAUUCCUUUGAAGGGAAUACUCAACUAGGAAGAUGGUAAAAAUUGAAACUUGCAGUGUAAGGAAGGAACAAUACAUUAGCUUCAAAACGACGAUGCAAUAUUUUUUGUUCACAUGCUCGAUUAACUCUCUUUCGCAGCAAUGAAGGCCCUGGAAGUAGGUGCUGCAGGGGCUGUUGUGAACUCCCCAGUUGGAUUACAGUCCUGCCAACAUCACUGUUGUGGAACAGGUGCACUGUAACAACCUCAACUGAAUUCGAUGGAUGGAUGAAAAUUCAUUAGCAGCUGAGAUCCUCUUUGGCGAAAUGCAGGUGGUUAACUCUGUGAAAGGGAAGAUCCUGGUGAUCGGAGUGAGGAGAGGCACUGGCAUUGGGAGCACAACGAAUCCUCAUAAGCUUCCAUAAGUAUGAACCUGUAACAUGUCUCAUCUUCACUUUCCUACUACAUUGCUCGCAGAUGGAGGGGCCGGUACUAUAUGGGUUGGCUGCAAAGGGAGAACAAGGGGCGAGGGAAGUGAUUCAAACGAUGAAGAAUGAGUUCGAGCUCACGAUGGCCCUUGCUGCUGUGCUAGCAUCAAUGACAUUGCAAGGAGCCAUGUAAGAACAGAGCGUCCUCUGUGCUCUAUGUUGCACCGUGCUAUUGGUUCUCUAUUACCGUGGCGACCAUUUUGAUACUAGAGACACAAGUCUCAAAUGCAAAUUAUGUAACGUUACAUUAUUACACUGCAGAACUGAUUUUCUCUUCUUUUAAAUUUGGGCUAGAAUAGAAGGCAGGUAUUGGUAAGCCAUGCGUUUGUAGCUAAGAGAUAAUGCAGAGAUCUUGCACUUAAUUUCAACCAUCAUGGAAAAAGUAAAGAGCUCCUUGACCUUGAGCUGAUAUUGAGACACUUGCAAAUGCUAGUAAUGUGUUUUUCUCCACUAUUUUUUAAUCAUAAUUUUUUUUAAUGAACUCGAUAUUAACCU
Molecule: messenger RNA, 3620 nt
Organism: Linum trigynum
Lineage: Eukaryota; Viridiplantae; Streptophyta; Magnoliopsida; Malpighiales; Linaceae
Source: the annotation of a GenBank genome assembly